AUGAGAUCGUCAGCGUGGAAAGGCACGACGCACAACGUGCGGCUCGCGUACGUGUUCACGCUGUUUUUCUGGUCGGCCCGCAGUAUCUUGUUCCAGCAGGUCCUUGCAGGUUACGUCUUUGUGCUCACGCGCUCCACUAAAGCCGUAGGCCUUGUAAAAGGCCUUCAGGGUAUCUCGCAGCUCGUGUUCUCGUUCCCCGGCGGCUACUGCGCCGACCACAGCCGCCGGGACGCAGUGCUAAAGCUCUCGGGCGCUCUCGGACUCGUGGCAGCCGCUACGACGUUCGUCGCCGUCAACCGCACGUCCCUCGAUGGUCUCUACGUGGCGUUUGGGCUCUGGGGACUCUUUGCCGCGCUCCAAAGUCCGGCGCUCGAAGCGCUGUUCGCCGACUCGAUCGCCCCCGGCCGACGCAGUUAUCCGUUCAUGAUCAAGUACAACACGAGCAACUUGGCGCAGAUGCUCGGGCCCGUGCUGAGCAUUGGGCUCUUCUCCGUCUACGGCGACGAGUGGCAGCUGCCCGAGCUGAAGCCCGUGCUGGAGCUCGGCGCGGUCUUAGCGGCCGUGGGGGCGCUGGUCCUGUUCUACUUUGACGACGACCGCGCGAGGGACUACAUGCAGACAGGGCAGCAGCCGCCGCUGGACGAGCAGCCAAUGCAGUUGAACGCGGUGCCGCCGUCGCCUCUCCGCACGCCCAAACUCGUGGGCAAUGGCAAUGAGAUUGAUAUGGUCUACGACUACCCGGACGAAGACGAGCUGGCGGUCGAGCAGCAGCCGACGCCGACUAUGACAGUGUCGGAGAAGACGGUGCUGCUGUCGGUACUCGAGGACAAGACGGGUCACGCGAUGGACAAGGAGCGGCUGCAGCACGGGAUCGACAACGACGACGACGACGAGGGCUACAUGGCCAAUUGGGAGACCACAUUCCUCUGCUUCCGCACGCAACACGUGCCGUACCUCAUCUUCGUGUCGGACUUUAUCAUCAGCAAUGGAGCCGGGAUGACAAUCAACUUUUUCCCCUUGUUUUUCAAGGAGGAGUACGGACUCACGCCCAUUCACAUGUGCGUGCUGUUCAUGACGCAGCCGCUCGUGGUCAUGAUCCUGUCGUUUGCGGCCCAGCGGCUGUCGAGAUCGUGCGGCCGCAUGCCGCUCAUUGCAAUCACACGGACGCUCUCGGUCGCGUGUCUGUUUGCUAUGGCGUUCGCCCAAUCGGCGGCGCUACAGAUUGCGCUGUUCCUGAUGCGCGGCGGGAUGAUGCGCUGCUCGCAACCGCUGCGACGGUCGAUAUUGAUGGACUACGUGCCCAAGAACAUUCGUGCCCGCUGGAACGCGCUCGAAGGACUGUCGGUCUUUUCCUGGUCGGGCAGCGCCGUGCUCGGGGGGUACCUCAUUGACGCGUACGGCUACCGCGUCUGCUUUAUCAUCACGUCCGUCGUCUACUCUCUCGGCCUGAGCCUGGAGAUGUUUCUGCUGCCGCUGACGAAGCACGCGGUCGAGAGGUCGUAG
Molecule: messenger RNA, 1503 nt
Organism: Hyaloperonospora brassicae
Lineage: Eukaryota; Oomycota; Peronosporomycetes; Peronosporales; Peronosporaceae
Source: the annotation of a GenBank genome assembly